This is a messenger RNA of Octopus bimaculoides (California two-spot octopus), 537 nucleotides long. RefSeq lists its product as uncharacterized. Lineage: Eukaryota; Metazoa; Mollusca; Cephalopoda; Octopoda; Octopodidae. The record is from RefSeq and is a predicted model, not a curated record.
AUGAGCGUGGUUAUGAGAGCGGCAGGAAUCUCCUUACUUCAUUAUCUUAAGAAAAAGACAAAUGUCUUUAAUAUUGAUGAUGAAAAUACCUCUUCUGCUGCUGAUGGUCCUGUUGUGACUGUCGGUGGUGAUGCUGCUAGUUCUGAUACUAUUGCUGUUGUUGCUGUUGUUGUUGUCCAGGUUACUGCUGAUGAUGCCGAUGAUGAUGUUGAUGAUGCUGACGAUAGCGACGUCAAUGAUGAUGGUAGAGACGACAAUAAUCAUCGUAAUGACGGUGAAUUUCAAGAUGACAACGAGACUCAUGAUGAUGACAAUGAUGAUGAUGACAAUGACUCGACCAGUCAACCUUACUCAAAAAAAAAAAACCCAGAAAAAGAAUCUAUUCAAAGCGUUGACACAAGUUAUUCGCACAGAACGGUAUUUGUUGCUGUUUUAAAUUCUAUUCAGUUUUCGACAAGAAUUACAACUGAAAAGGAAAUGUAUUGUCAGACGAAAAAAAAUACCACGGAAGGAAAACAAAUAAAGACAUUUCUAUAA